Messenger RNA from Soboliphyme baturini, 1710 nucleotides. The record is from the annotation of a GenBank genome assembly. Lineage: Eukaryota; Metazoa; Nematoda; Enoplea; Dioctophymatida; Soboliphymatidae.
AUGUAUUCAGGAACAAGUGGGCUUUUUCGUGCAGUGUUCCGGCAAGCCGUCCGGCAGUCGUUGCGAGGUUAUGCGGCGAAGGAGCUGAAAUUUGGUGCUGAGGCACGCGCCGCCAUGUUGGCCGGCGUCGACAUAUUGGCCGACGCUGUAGCCGUGACAAUGGGACCUAAGGGAAGAAAUGUAAUUAUCGAACAAAGUUGGGGUAGUCCGAAAAUUACCAAAGAUGGUGUCACGGUUGCGAAGGCCAUCGAGCUCAAAGACAAAUACAACAAUGCUGGUGCCAGAUUGGUUCAGGAUGUUGCCAACAGAACGAACGAGGAAGCUGGCGAUGGCACUACUGCUGCGACUGUACUCGCCAGAUCUAUUGCCCGUGAAGGCUUCGAUAGCAUUAGUAAAGGAGCAAAUCCCCUUGAGAUUAGGAGAGGUGUCAUGAUGGCGGUUGAUAAAGUUCUCGCUCACCUGAAGAAGAUAUCCAAAAACGUCACAACGCCGGAAGAAAUUGCCCAAGUAGCCACGAUAUCUGCCAAUGGCGAUAAAGCUAUCGGUAGCCUUAUCUCCGAGGCAAUGAAGAAAGUCGGCAAGGAGGGUGUUAUAACUGUGAAGGAUGGCAAAACGUUGCACGACGAGUUAGAACUGAUUGAGGGCAUGAAAUUCGACCGAGGAUAUAUUUCUCCUUAUUUUAUUAAUACUACUAAAGGUGCAAAGUGCGAAUUCCAAAAUGCUCUUGUUUUGUUCUGUGAAAAGAAAAUAAGUAGUGUUCAGGAGAUCGUGCCCUGUCUGGAACUGGCCAAUCAGCAGAGGAAGCCGUUGCUCAUCAUUUCCGAAGACUUGGACGGGGAGGCUUUAACAACGCUCGUUUUGAACAGGUUAAAAGUUGGACUGCAAGUAUGCGCUGUUAAAGCGCCCGGUUUUGGUGAUAAUCGUAAAAGCACGCUUCAUGAUAUGGCGAUUGCGACCGGCGGAGUUGUUUUCGGCGAUGAAGCUAAUCUAUUGAAACUCGAAGACGUACAACUGCAGGAUUUGGGAGAAGUUGAAGAAGUCACCGUCACCAAGGAUGACACGUUGAUGCUCAGGGGAAAAGGCAAAAAAGCUGAUGUCGAAAAGAGGGUGUCUCAAAUUAAAGACGAAAUUGAAGUGACGACAUCUGAUUAUGAAAAGGAAAAAAUGCAAGAACGUUUGUCGAAGUUGUCGAACGGUGUUGCAGUGAUCAAAGUCGGCGGAUCAAGUGAAGUUGAAGUCAACGAAAAGAAGGAUCGAGUGAACGACGCCGUUAACGCCACGAGGGCCGCUGUAGAAGAAGGCAUUGUUCCCGGAGGAGGUGUGGCGCUGUUGCGGUGUUUGACGCCGUUGGAUGACCUUAAUGCUGAAAAUGAGGAUCAGAGAAGAGGAAUUCAAAUCGUGAAAAAGGCAAUUCGACAGCCCUGCAUAACGAUAGCCCAAAACUGUGGAGUUGAUGCCGCACAAGUAGUAGAGAAGGUGCUUUCUAACGCCAACGUUCAAUUCGGUUAUGAUGCACUGUCGAAUACAUACGUUGACAUGCUCAGUGCAGGAAUCAUCGACCCAACAAAGGUCAUUCGCACCGCGCUUCAAGAUGCUGCCGGUGUUGCUUCGUUACUGUCUACAGCUGAGUGUAUCAUUGUCGAAAUUCCGAAGGAAGAAAAGAUGGGUAUGCCUGGAGCUUGCCAAAUGUUGAUUUUUUAUCUUCCGUGA